This is a messenger RNA of Gastrolobium bilobum, 1022 nucleotides long. RefSeq names its product elongation factor 1-beta 2. NCBI's taxonomy places the organism in Eukaryota, Viridiplantae, Streptophyta, Magnoliopsida, Fabales, Fabaceae. Gene Ontology annotation, molecular function: guanyl-nucleotide exchange factor activity; translation elongation factor activity. The coding region runs from base 98 to 766 and encodes 222 amino acids. The transcript has 6 exons. Gene Ontology annotation, biological process: translational elongation. The record is from RefSeq and is a predicted model, not a curated record. Gene Ontology annotation, cellular component: eukaryotic translation elongation factor 1 complex; cytosol.
CAAUUAUUGAUUGAACAUGACCACCUUUCUCCUUCUAUCUUUGUUCACUCUCCCCACUCCAUCACCACUCGAAGUCUCUUAACUCCACAAAACACAAAUGGCUAUUACCUUCUCAGAUCUACACACCGAGGGGGGUCUCAAAUCCCUCGAUGAAUUCCUUUCUGGGAAGACCUAUAUUUCUGAGGAUCAAUUGACAAAGGAUGAUAUCAAAGUGUAUGCAGCUGUUUUGGAAAAGCCAGGUGACUCAUUUCCCAAUGCUGCCAACUGGUACGAUGUUGUCUCCUCAAAUCUUGCUGCAAGCUUCCCUGGGAAUGCUCAAGGGGUAAAAUUCAGUGGGAAAUCUGCUCCAGCUGAAGCUGCACCUGCAAAAGAUGCUCCUGCGGCAGAUGAUGAUGAUGAUCUUGAUCUCUUUGGUGAUGAGACAGAGGAGGAAAAGAAGGCAGCAGAGGAAAGGGAGGCUGCUAAAAAGCCCACCAAGAAGAAAGAAAGUGGUAAGUCUUCCGUUCUGCUUGAUGUUAAGCCUUGGGAUGAUGAGACAGACAUGAAGAAGCUGGAAGAGGCUGUUCGUAGCAUUGAGAUGCCUGGUUUAUUGUGGGGAGCAUCCAAACUGGUUCCAGUGGGAUACGGGAUCAAGAAGCUGCAGAUAAUGAUGACUAUUGUUGAUGACCUUGUAUCUGUGGACUCCCUCAUUGAGGAAUAUCUGACAGUUGAGCCAUGCAACGAGUAUGUUCAAAGCUGUGACAUUGUGGCAUUCAACAAAAUUUAAGUUAUCUUCUUUAGCCAUUUUCAAGCGGCUCAUGUUGGUCUAUUUCAAUGGUGGUUUUGUUCCAAGAAUUGUUACAAGCUAAGCGUGAUUAUUGUGCAACUUCUAAUGUUAUUUUUGUAAAAACGUUUAGUAGAUUUGUGGGAUUAACCAUCCCUGAAGUCAAUUGUGGUUUGGGAGCAUAAUUUAGUGAUUCUCUUUUCGGUGCCUUGUCAUUCUCGAAAGCAACAUAGUAUUUGCUGACCUUAGCUUCAUAGAA